GAAUUGAAAGGAAUAGCUUUGCAACAACUUCAAACUAAUUUACAAAACAUUCAGUAUUUGAUUAUAGACGAAUAUUCAUUUGUUGGCCAGAGCUUAUUUGGGUGGAUAGAUUGUAGAUGCAGGCAAGCUACAGGUUUAGCUGAUCAAGCUUUUGGUGGUCUUUCUGUUAUUCUGGUCGGUGAUAUAGCACAGUUAUCCCCAGUUGGUGAUAAACCACUUUUCCAUUCUUUGCCAAAAUCAGAAAAAACAGAUUCAGGGUCACCUCAUAUAUAAAGAGUUCAAACAAGUCGUCACAUUGUCAGUGAAUCAUAGAGUUGAUGGCAAAACUAAUGCCCACAGCUGCUUUAGAGAUCUCCUCAUUAGAGCACGAAAUGGAGAAUCCACUUUGGCAGAUUGGCAGACAUUGUUAUCUAGAACUCCUGAAAAUGUAACAAAUAUUGAAGAAUUCCUAACAUCAUCUGUAAGGCUAUCCUAUCUGAAGGCAAAAGUUGCAGAAAUGAACUUGAUCAAAUUAAAAAUCUAAACCAGCCAAUAGCAACAAUCAAAGCCCGUCAUUCUGGUGGUGCUCAAACACUUAGCUCUGAUGAAAUGGGAGGAUUAGAACCUGUCAUAUAUUUAGCUAAAGGUGCUAGAGUUAUGCUCACUAUGAACAUGUGGACAGAAGUUGGUCUUUGUAAUGGUGCACUAGGAACUGUAUUAGAUUUUGUAUAUGCUGAUGGGCAAACUCCUCCAGCCCUGCCUAUUUGUGUUCUUGUACAGUUUGAUGAACAAUAUAAUGGACCUUCUUUA
This is a messenger RNA of Pocillopora meandrina, 789 nucleotides long. The record is from the annotation of a GenBank genome assembly. NCBI's taxonomy places the organism in Eukaryota, Metazoa, Cnidaria, Anthozoa, Scleractinia, Pocilloporidae.